CUCAAAUGGGAUUUAAGCCGUAGAUUCGAUUUAUUUUUGUCGUGAGCGCGUCAAUCGAAAAGACUUGGGAAAAGUCUAUUUCAAUUCCAUAUCAAUUUUCCAUUAUCUUUUAUAUGCUAAAAACAUAAAAAUAAUUUAGUGACCGGUGAUAACAACACAUGUAAGAUAAAAAACAAUGCCAAUGUAGAUUAGAAAGAUAUCGGACGUAGACGUACUUCUAGUGUUAUCCCUGCGUCAUGUUUGUGUGUUUUUACUGAAAAAAUGUUUGUGUUAAUAUUUACUAUUGCCGGAUUUUUUUCACUUGUUUCUCCUGAGAGUUGCUUCUUUCAAAGAUGUUUAGGAUGUCACCCACAGGAAACAGUGUGGCCAGGAAAUUCAGUAGACUGCCGACCCUCAAAUUGGGUCUCAGCACAAUGGGUACACAACCUGGGACAUCCUCCUCCCUCAACGGAUUCUAGAAUACCCAUAGAAAUGCGAUGUCUAAAAAUGGUGGCAACACCAGAUGACAAAUCUUUUGGCAACACAGUAGACACAAUAAGAGGUUGCGUACCCAGAGCUCAAGUAGAUUCAGUGUGCCUUGGUCUUGUAGCUGUAGAAAGAGCCAGAGGACACAGUGACGCGAGGUGUUUUACAUGCUACGGUGACAAUUGCAACUCUGCUUUUAAACACGUGUUUAAAUUACACGUAAUAGUACUGUCAUUACUACUUUACUAUAUAUUAAGAUGAAACAAUAAAAAAGUUACUUAUAGGCUUAAAAGUCAAGUUAAUUAUUGAUUCAUAAUAAUUAUUAAGAUUUCUAUAUUUUCAUUUAUAUCCGUAACAAAUUGAUAUAUACCUAGUUGUACAUUUAAAAAAAAAACAAUAUUAUGCAAAAAAUUUGUAUUAUGUUUAAUAUACGAAUUACAAAAGUG
Melitaea cinxia (Glanville fritillary) is the source of this 911-nucleotide messenger RNA. RefSeq lists its product as uncharacterized. The record is from RefSeq and is a predicted model, not a curated record. The transcript is spliced from 3 exons. Bases 262 to 726 code for a protein of 154 amino acids. Lineage: Eukaryota; Metazoa; Arthropoda; Insecta; Lepidoptera; Nymphalidae.